AGUAACCCCUGAGCAUCGCUGGGUGUGACCCAAAAAGCAAAAAAAUAAUAAUAAUAAUAAUAAAUAAAAUGAUAGAUUCCUGAGGAAUCUGACCUUACAAGUUAACAGAGUGUGGUUAGGGGAAAGGUGAUGGGCUGGUUGGGGAAGCAGAGCACAAAGAAAGAGGUGACAGAUAAACACAGAGGAAUGGAGAGUCUCGGGAGCACUGUGAUGGGAGUAACCCGAUAAACGUAAGCUCCCUGGAGCAAGGAAGAAAGGACAAACCAGUGUUGUCCCACAACUCUGGCCUAAGAAAUGGUCAUUUCAAACAUGUAUAUGUGGGGAGGGCUGGAAGUGAGCUAUCUAGUCCAAAUACCCACACUCGUACGCACACUUAUACUCACAUUCACACUCACACACACUCAUAUACACUCGUACUCAUUCAUACUCACAUAUUCAUACCCACACUCAAACAGACUGAUACAUUCAUGCUCACACACACUCAUACAUGCAUCCAUACUCACACUCAUACACACUAAUAUUCAUUCAUAUUUAUACCCACUCACACACUCAUAAUACAUUCACGCUCACACACACUGAUACAUGCAUUCAUACUCGCAUUCAUACACACCCAUGCUCAUUCAUACUCAUGUAUUCAUACCCACACUCAAACACACUGGUACAUACAUUCAUGCUCACACACACUCAUAUAUGCAUUCAUACACAUACAUUCACGCUCACACACACUGAUACACGCAUUUAUACUCACACUCAUACACACUCAUACUCAUUCAUACUCACAUAUUCACACUCACAUUCAUACACACCCAUACUCAUUCAUACUCACAUAUUUAUACCCACACUCAUACACAUUCAUACUCACAUAUUCAUACCCACACUCAACACACUCAUACAUUCAUGCUCACACACACACUCAUACACGCAUUCAUACCCACACUCAUAUACAUCCACACUCAUUCAUACUCUCAUAUAUUCAUACUCAUACACACACUCAUACUCAUUCAUACUCACAUAUUCAUACCCACACUCAUACACACUUAUACUCACUCAUACUCUUACAUAUUUAUACUCAUAUACAUAUUCAUUCAUGCUCACAUAUUCAUACCCACACUCAUACACACCCAUACUCAUUCAUACUCACAUAUUUAUACCCACAUUCAUACUCACAUAUUCAUACCCACAUUCAUACACACUCAUACAUGCAUUCAUGCUCACACACUCAUACACGUAUUCAUACUCACACUCAUACACACCCAUACUCAUUCAUACUCUCACAUAUUCAUACUCAUACACACUCAUACUCAUUCAUACUUACAUAUUUAUACCCACACUCAUACACAUCCAUACUCAUUCAUGCUCAUAUUUAUACCCAUACUCAUACACAUUCAUACUCACACUCAUACAUGCAUUCAUGCUCACACAUACUCAUACACAUAUUCAUACUCACAUUCAUUUAUACCCAUACUCAUUCAUACUCUCACAUGUUCAUUAUCAUACUCAUACACACACUCAUACUCAUUCAUACUCACACACUCAUACUCACACAAAUACACAUACUCACACUCAUAUGCUCAUACUUAUGAUCACACACUCAUACAUUCAUCCUCACCUUCCUCCAUUCUGUCACACUCAUGCACAACCCAAGUGCUUCCCCUAUCGAUCGGCGGUCAGCAAUCCCGGCCACUGUUGA
Sorex araneus (European shrew) is the source of this 1690-nucleotide messenger RNA. RefSeq names its product adhesive plaque matrix protein-like. Bases 488 to 1690 code for a protein of 400 amino acids. The record is from RefSeq and is a predicted model, not a curated record. The transcript is spliced from 3 exons. NCBI's taxonomy places the organism in Eukaryota, Metazoa, Chordata, Mammalia, Eulipotyphla, Soricidae.